Messenger RNA from Anarrhichthys ocellatus (wolf-eel), 5110 nucleotides. Its product is annotated as polycomb group protein ASXL1-like. The record is from RefSeq and is a predicted model, not a curated record. The annotation marks the transcript as partial. NCBI's taxonomy places the organism in Eukaryota, Metazoa, Chordata, Actinopteri, Perciformes, Anarhichadidae. The transcript is spliced from 11 exons. Gene Ontology annotation, cellular component: PR-DUB complex. Gene Ontology annotation, molecular function: DNA binding; chromatin binding; peroxisome proliferator activated receptor binding. Gene Ontology annotation, biological process: positive regulation of transcription by RNA polymerase II; animal organ morphogenesis.
UGUGUGUGUGUGUGUGUGUGUGUGUGUGUGUGUGUGUGUGUAACUGAUGUUUUUUAUGUUCCUCCCUCAUGGACCACCUGUCCUGCUGCUGGCCUAAACAGGAGUGGUACAGCACCCUUGGCAUGCCUGGUCACCAUGCUCCACUCCCAGGUGAGGGGAGACCGAGUCAAGAAUAGCAUCUUCUUCAAGCUGCCUGGACGGAUGAGCCUGUUCACUCUCAAGAAGAACGCCCUCCAGUGGACAAAGACUACGUCAGAGUCUGAGACUCCAGCCGAGCCGGCCAGCAGCACCGCCGCCCCAGCUUCCAGCAGCAGCACACCUGCAGCAGGCACGGUGGUGGCUUCUGUCGGCCCUGCCGAGGCCACUGAGCAAGAAAGCUGCGACUCCACUGAGACCACCGCUGCUGCCAGUGGAGACAAUGACGCCUCGGUGGAUGAGAGCUCGUCCAGCGCAUCCUGCUCCACAGAACUGCAGACUCUCAGCACCCAGCCCCAGACCCGCCUCAGCAGGGCAGCAGGACAGCAAGGACGCACAGACACGCAGCAGAACCAACAUGCUCAACACACCCAGACCAGACUGAGCCGCUCAAGACAGUCAGGGAGGCAGAGGAAGAAAGCAGUCAUGAUGCCUCGUGUUGUCCUCACCCCUCUUAAAGUGAAUGGAGAGCAUGUCCCCUCAGGGCCCAUGAAGAGGAGUCGGGGAGGAGUGGAUGUAGACUUUGAAACACCAGGCUCCAUCCUGGUCAACACCAACAUCAGAGCCCUCAUCAAUGUGCGGACCUUCUCAGCCUUCCCCACACACUCGCAGCAGCAGCUACUGCAGCUGCUGCCAGAGGUGGACCGUCAGAUUGGACCAGAUGGUAUGGCUAGACUGAGUAGCUCGGCUCUCAACAAUGAGUUCUUCACCCAUGCCUCCCAGAGCUGGAAAGAAAGGCUGUCCGAGGGUGAGUUCACCCACGAGAUGCAGGUGCGUUUCCGGCAGGAAAUGGAGAAAGAGAAGAAGGUAGAGGCGUGGAAGGAAAAGUUUUUUGAAGAGUACCAUGGGCAAAAGUCUGGUCUGACACAAGAGGAGUCUUUAAAGCUUACCAUGAGUGAAGCCAGUGAAGUUGCAGCCAGUGUGCUGGACAGUGAUGUGGCAACUGGUGCGCCCAAGAGACGCAGCGUGGGUCGGCGGAGGAGAGACGGCAGGAUGAGAAGACGCACACGGGCAGACCUGCGUCGGCGGGCCCGUCGGACCCUCUGCAAGGCCACUCCUCCUGCCCUGCAGUCAACAGAAGCAGCUGAGGCCAGUGCCGCACUGGACAGCCCGGCAGUUUCUAUUGGCUCUCCCAUGUCUGACAACACGGUUGUUCUAGGGGAGGUGGUGCUGCAGGCUGAGUGUGGCGUGGAGCUCCCAGUUGAGAGUGCCUCCAUAGAGCCAAAGCCCUCUCCCACUCCAGAGCCAGUCACAUUGCCACCUCCCACUCCCACUCCCAUUCCAACUCCCAUUCCAACUCCCAUUCCAACUCCCAUUCCAACUCCCAUUCCAACUCCCAUUCCGACUCCCAUUCCAACUCCCAUUCCAACUCCAACUCCCAGCCCCAGCCCAGCCUCCACCAGCACAAACGAAGAGCCAGAAGCAGCAGCCCGCCUGCUCCCAGAGGAGGCUCCACCUAUACUGGCAUCCACCUCCUCACCAUCUUCUUCCUCCUCCUCUUCUUCCUCCUCCUCCUCGCCUGUUUCCUCACCCUCCUCACCUUCUGAUAGACAGGGAGCGUUUGCCGCAGGCCUGGACUCUUCCUCAUCCUCCUCAGCGUCCUCCAGUGCUGCAGUCGCUGCCGAUCCCCUGGAUGACACAGCCUCUGUGGUCACCUCUAUUACAGGAGGUACCGCCACCAGCAGCCGUGAGAGUAGCCCCUCAGCCAGUCCAGCCACCACCCCUGUGUCCAGUGCUCAGCUCAAGGAGCAGAAGAGAAGGCCAGAUGAGACUCAGGCCUUCUCCAGCUUCCCCGAAAAGAGGCCGCGGCUUGAUGACCGUCAGUCCUUUCGUACCACAAUUGACAGUGUCCGUUCAGAGAAGCCGCAGCCGACAACAGAGGAGCCCAAGGUGCCACCUAUCCGGAUUCAACUGUCCAGAAUCAAACCCCCCUGGGUCAAAGGUCACCCCACCUACCAGAUCUGUCCCCGGAUCGUGCCCCCCGGCGAGGGCUCGCGGCGGUCGGGGACGGGGGGCGCGCGCACCUUGGCGGACAUCAAAGCCCGUGCCCAGCAAGCCCGGGCCCAGCGCGAGGCCGCUGCUGCUGUUGCAGCCACUGGCGAAGGGGCAGGGCCGGUCGGGGUCAGGCUGCGGCCUGCUUCUGGGCUACCGGAUAGCAGCAAUGGACGACGAGCGCGAGAGCAUCCAGGACCUAUCGAACCCGGAGGAGGUGAAGGAGGAGGAGGUGGUGGAGGAUGUGGAGGAGGUGGUGGGAUGGAGGAGCAGGGAUCGUCUUCAGGCACUAAUUCGUCUGGAACACAACUACAGCUUCUCAAUGUAGAGCCGACGCCCCAGCCAUCCCCUUCCCUGUCCACUACCUCAACCUCCAUGUCCUUGGAGCCCCCACAGACCCCAAGCCCUCCUCGAGAGGAAGCAGCUGGGGGGUCAGAGGCUUUAGAGGAAGUAGAAACAGCGUCAGCCAGUGUCCAGAGUUCCUCCAAUGGGCUCACAGACUCGCUCACUCCAAAGCCUGAGGUGCCUGAGUCUGCUGAUGCCCCCACAGAGAUGGCUGACCAGGGUUCUAAAAAACCCUCACUGGCCCCAACCUCCAUCCCAGAUUCCCUUCCCAGGUUCGGGGCUCAGGGUGUGGAUGUUAUUCAGACACUGGCAAGCUCCUGUCAGUCCAAAGAGCAGGUACAAGGGAAGGAGGCUGGGCUGGGCGGCGUUAUCCAGCAUGGUUCCUACCAUGUGGAACCCCACGAGGUAUUCUCUCACUCAGCUGCAGAGAGACUGCAAACAGACGCAUCCUCUCCCCAACAUGCAGACUCUGGUGGAGAGAAAGACGACGAGGCUGGGACACAUAGCGACUCCACGGAAACUGCUUCAGACUGUGAGAAUGACAUCCAGGAGGAUGAGCAGCAGCAGCCUGACCAGGACUGGUGCCCCCAAGUGAGCAUCAAGAGAAACGGCCAGCUGGUCAUCUGCAGCCCUCCUCCUCAGAACCAGCAUCCAGUCAUCCAGGCCUACGUUUCCAGCCGUCAAGGUCAGACUGUCAUUCAGCCUUGCUUUCCCAAUGGCCUGCCUAACCCUCAGCACAGUGGCCCUUAUUACCAGGACCACCAGUCUCUCCCCACAGCCCACCCACAUGGGAACAUUGACACCAACGUUGUGGUCAAAAUGGAACCCGGAGAUGAUUGUAGAGCCUCCGGAGAGAGCUCUACUGAAGACGAGUGUCGUGGAAGUUUAAAGCCCUUUGUCAUUCACCCAACUGCUGCAGGUGCCUCCAAGAGACUGGCCAGCUCAGUCAGACCAGUAUCCAGUGUUGAGGCCAACAACCCUUUGGUCACUCAGCUACUACAGGGCAGCCUGCCCCUGGAGAAAGUUCUUCCCUCACACUCUGCCAACAGGCUUGAGAUCAGCCGAUUGCCAGGACCACAAACCAGACCACCAAUAGCAAGGACCCUAGGGCCUCGCAACAGGCCUGAGGUCACAGCCCAGUCUCCUAGCCCAGAACUGGGUGCAGCCUCGCAGAUCCACAACCAGUCUCCAACAGGUUGCCCAGUGUCCUGUUUGAUGGAGGCCCCAGCUGCGCCGCAGUAUCAGUCUCAGCAGGCUCCCGGGGCUGUCCCGGUCAUCACCUCUCUGCCACCCUCCUCAUCCUCCUCCUCCUUCAGAAGCAAGUCAGACCGCAGUUCUCAGACCGCAGUGGAGUCUGCCGUUAUAAAAGACUCGCAUGGUCCUCAGCCCUCCCAGGGGGUCACUCCAGACAGGCCGCAGCCGACCCACCGAACCAUGCCUAAUGGCCCCUCUCCUCCCCAUGCAGACCCCUGUCCCACAGAGGUGGUGCCUACUGUUAGGAUCAACUGGCGGCCCUCACAUACUCAGGCCCACCCCUCAAACCAACUGCAGCUGUCUCCUGCACCCACGGUAAAGAAUGAAGUAGGUGCACGGCCCUCUUGCCAGGCUCUUGCCAAAUUGUUCCCCAUUAAACCCAUGAGUGUUACCAAAAAGGAGCCGGGGGGCUCUGUGGACGGCUACCUGAGCGGAGGGGCGAUGGAAGGACUCCUCAACAUGGAGAUGACUUUAGCCAGGAUGGCAAAGAAGGAGCACAGCAAAGCUACCUACUCCUCUGGCUCUCCCUCCUCCUCCCCCUCCGCCCUUCCCUUCCAGCUCUAUGGGAAGUUCCCCAAGCAUAGUGGUGUUGGAGGAGUAAGCUACACAGCCAAUGUGUCAGUGAUGGACAAUGGCGGUUUCUCCCGGAGCAUGGCAGACAGUGUGCUCCAGCUGCGCCCACGCUUGGCCUCCAGCCAGACCACCCUCAGUAUCCAGGCCUUUACUGACAGUACGGCUGAGGAAGUGGCGCUCAAGUGCUCGUGCCGCCUCAAAGCCAUGAUCAUGUGCCAAGGCUGCGGUGCCUUCUGCCAUGACGAUUGCAUCGGGCCCUCCAAACUGUGUGUGUCAUGUCUGGUGGUGAGAUAGUAUGUUGGAGCCCCUGUCACUUGAGAACUGCUCUCUGUACAGUAUCAGCAGCAGGACUGGGAGGCUCCACGGUGUACAGAAGCCCGAUUAGGCUAGAGCACACAGGAGGAGCCUGACGGGCGAGAUUUGUCUUGUAUAAUAUAAGUGGUCUGUAUUUUCGUUGUUGCAGAUUUUCAGAUUUCUUUUUUAGCUGUACUUAUAUAUUAUUAUUAUUAUUAUUAUUAUCAUUAUUAUUAUUAUUAUUAUUAUUGUGAAUUUGGGCAUGGUUGAUUGUAAAUUGUGCCUUUUUUGUUUUGUUUCCUCAAAAACAUUUACCUCAUCUUAUCUCGCUCCACCAGUCAUCAUUUGGUGGGUGCCAUUGUUUUGGUCUCCUCGUUUUCUCAGCAAACGGGGACCUAUUGUCUCUUUCCGCAAAGAAGUAUUUUUUUAACCAUUAAAAUGAGUAAAUGACAUUGUU